AUGGGGCCGCCGCGCCGCCCGCCCGCCCGCGGCCCGGGUCUCCUCCUCCUUCUGGUGCUGUCGUGGCUCGGUGGAACGUGGGCUCAGGACACGUGUAUGGCUCCAGACAGGCUGCAAUAUGCAGAGCUCGAGGAGCGUUUCAGCACAAUGAAGAACUUUCCUGUUGGAACCAUGGUGUCAUACAUCUGCCGGCCAGGGUAUAUAAAAAUCCCUGGAAAAUCAUCAGCUCGUACAUGUGGUGAAGACUUACAGUGGUCACCUACAGAGCAGUUCUGUACCGAGAGAAAAUGUAACCAUCCAGGAGACUUAGAACAUGGUUUUAUUAAUGUGACAGAUCUUACAUUUGGUUCAAAAGCUACUUUUUCUUGUGAAGGAGGAUUCAGAUUACGUGGAAUUGCUGAAAUUUCCUGUGUAAUUAAGGAUAAAGGUGUUGGCUGGAGUAGAGAUCUUCCUUUCUGUGAAAGAAUUCCUUGUGAACCACCUCCAAACAUAACCAAUGGGCGCUACACUGAAGCAGCUGUCUAUGUUUAUCAAACGUCAGUAACCUAUAGUUGUAAUGAUGUACCAAAAGGCGCGGAUCCCUUUUCGCUGAUUGGCCCAGCUACUAUUUUCUGCACAUACAAUGCACAGUCAAAUGGAGUUUGGAGUGAACCACCUCCACAAUGUAGAGUGGUCAAAUGUGAUAACCCAAAAGUUGAAAAUGGAAGAAAAAAAACUGGAUUUGGACCUUCCUAUAGCUAUAAGGACUCGGUUAUAUUUGAGUGUGAUCCAGGUUAUUUCAUGAUCGGACCGGAGGUAAUUACCUGUAGAGAAAAUAACACCUGGGUUCCUCCAAAACCAACUUGUGAAAAAACUACUGCAGAUGCAUGUGGUGCCCCAAAUAUCGCACAUGGAGUAGUGAUUCCAGCUAAAUCUGUAUAUGAAGGAGGAGAGUCUGUUCAGAUAAAGUGCGAUACUUCUUGUACUUUUCCUGAUGGCGCUGAAGAGAUGACAGUAACUUGUCAAGGACAGAAUAUAUGGAGUUCUUUACAAAACUGUGCAUGUGGGCCUAAAAGUUCUGGUUUCACUCCACACAUAAGUUACGGUAGAGUAAUUGAUGGACAAAAAUCUUCAUAUUCUGUCGGGGAUAUUAUUACAAUUGAAUGUUAUGCAGGCUACACGUUACAUGGUGCAACUCGUAUUGAGUAUGUUGGAGAAAACCAAUGGAAUCCUGGAGUGCCAACUUGCCAGUUAAGUGCCUAUAUUACAGCCAUCAUCUGUGUGAUUGUGGCAAUAGUGGUGUUCCUGGCAGCCUUCUGGGUCUAUAAGAAAUUCUUUUCACAAAAUGGGAAACGUGACAGCACUCCAUGUACUGCCGAAUAUAAGAUCUGUAAAGCAUGAAUUACCAUUUUUUGGGGUGGGAGGGAAUUUGCAGUUGAAUAUACCUAUUAGAAAUGGAAAAUUAUUGCACUUGGAUUGAGUUUCUGUAGAUUAAUAUUUUGUACUAUGUGCUAUACUACUGAUUGACUGUAGUGGGAGAUCAUUAAUAGGGUAAAAAGAAUAUAUAUGUGUAUAUAUCUGCUUUUCCUUAUGGGCCACUCAGACUGUCUUUUCUGUGUAUGUGAAAUGGUUUUAAAGGCACAUACCUGUAGCAUGCAAGAUUGUCUGUGUCGGCGGGAGUACUGGACGUAUCACUGUCAUAGUACCAGCUGCUGCCGCCUGCUGCCUUCAGUGCUACCUCUUUUCUUACAGAAGACUAUCCAAUACUAGUUCUGCUCACUAAAAUCUGAAUGUGCUUCUCGUUCAUUUUUGUGGUUGAGGCGGUAUAAAUGAUUAUGUUGUCUCUUGUAUUAUGAAAUGUUUUAUUAUUAGUUUCCUUAAGAGAUUGGUGCCAUUUAAGGCUAUGUCUUUUUGAAACUAUCACAGUUUAGAUCUUAUAUAUACCACCUCUUUGUUUGCCAAAGUUGGUUUCUGUAUAUCUAACGAAUUAAAAUGUGCCUUUAAAUCAGAGUUUUAUAGAUUUUCCAUUGCCUUUAAGAAGGAAAAAAGCCAUAUAUAUUUCUGACUCUUUGAUAUAGUCCCAGAAGGACUACAGUGGAUUUGUUGGAAUGGAAAACUGAAGGUUUCUAUAGCAAAGGUAUCCCCGGCUUUGAAGUUGUUGGUCUAUUGACGGAAGGCACCUAAUUAAAGGAACUGCUGAGAAAUCAGUGGUAGCCAUCUCCUAUCAGGAGCACAGUGUAAGUUCCGUAGCAUGCUUGAUUUUUAUUGAGCCUUGAUGUCAGUUUCGGAGAGAAUUUUGUUGCUUUUCAGGAUAGAAAUGGCACUGUGUGGAUCUAGCUUCCUUGUUCUUUUUACUUGAAAUCAUAUAUUCCAUAUACAGCAUUUCAAAUCUCUGUAUACAGACUACGAUGCUAAAGCUAUCUCUGUAGUGCUAGAUUUAGCAUUGGAUAUCUGUUGAGAAGCAGAAGCCUUUCCCUGUCAGGCUCCCUUCUCUUUUCAUGUUAAAGGAAGACCAAACCAGCUUAGUUGCGGGAGCGAAGGAAUAGCUAUGUGGGCAGUGGUGGUAGAUGUGGUCUCUGUUUAGGCAGCUGCUUGCUUCAUGAAGUGUUUUGGUCAAGACUGUGACUCCAGGAGCUCCCAUCACAGCGUUUGUCAUGAAUUGAGACUCAGAUGUGCAUUGAUAGCUGUGGCUUUAAAUGCAUACUUGCUACUUCUAAUUACUUAUUAAAACCAAAAGCGUAAUUAGGACAGGCUUUGGCUUUGUGAAUCUCUGAGUUUGCUGUCAACAUACAGGCAGCUUAUAAGAACCAAUUUUCCCAGAAAAACCAAAUUGCCUCUCUUCAAAUGGCUGAGGCAGCAUUUAAACUAUUCAUGCUUGUCUGUGGUAGAUUCGCACGGCUCUCCACUGUAGUGAACAGAUUGAAUAACGUAGGACUAUUUAGGGCUUUAUAGGGCUUUUUGGGACAAUCCCAGCAGUUGUAUCGUCAGAGUUCAUGAUAGUCUGGUUAUUAAAAAGGGGUUUUGGCUACACAGAAUGACAUGCUGUUCAUUGCCUAGCUGAUACCUAGUUUGAUAAUUGUUUGUAAACACUAUGAUAAUAUACUGGGAAUUGAGUGUGUUGGUCACUAGCUAGCUUGAUUAUGUAUGGCAUCUCCAAUGUUUUAAAAUACGCUGAAAUGCACUUAAAGCUGAAGUGAAAUAACUGUAAAAAAUGGCCUUUUACACUUUUUUCUGGAUGUAAAGACUA
This is a messenger RNA of Haliaeetus leucocephalus (bald eagle), 3226 nucleotides long. It is a transcript of the gene CD46, whose product is annotated as CD46 molecule, complement regulatory protein. The transcript has 11 exons. Lineage: Eukaryota; Metazoa; Chordata; Aves; Accipitriformes; Accipitridae. The record is from RefSeq and is a predicted model, not a curated record. Bases 1 to 1380 code for a protein of 459 amino acids.